This is a messenger RNA of Labrus mixtus (cuckoo wrasse), 2362 nucleotides long. RefSeq names its product BRCA1 associated protein (gene brap). Gene Ontology annotation, cellular component: cytoplasm. Gene Ontology annotation, biological process: protein ubiquitination; Ras protein signal transduction. Gene Ontology annotation, molecular function: zinc ion binding; ubiquitin protein ligase activity; nucleic acid binding. The transcript has 13 exons. The record is from RefSeq and is a predicted model, not a curated record. Bases 83 to 1882 code for a protein of 599 amino acids. NCBI's taxonomy places the organism in Eukaryota, Metazoa, Chordata, Actinopteri, Labriformes, Labridae.
AGUUAGUCGUGUUAGCUGGUUUUAGCUAGCUGUCACCGGGGUUUGUUUUGUUUUGUAAAAGUGGCCGUUUCUUGGAUAACUCAUGAGUGUGUCUCUGGUUGUUAUCCGUCUGGAAUUAGCCGACCAGUCUCCUUCUCCACAAGGUUUCCAGUACUCAGCUGUUGAGGGCAUGUCAGACGAGGAGCUGCAGGAGAAAGCUCUGGGUUUAGCCAAACACACUCUGGGUGGAAAGACUGAACUGGAAAGAGCGACUGUUCUGCACCAGCACAUCGGCAGCAGAGCAAUGGGAGACAUGGUUAUAGAAACCUUUGAGCCCAGUCCAGAUAAAGGUGGCGGUGAAGACUCUGGUGGCUCAGCUGAUCAGGCUCAGGCUGCACAGACUGAAGCAGACAGUUUGGAGGUCACCGAGGCCGGUGCACAGGACGGCGGUGAGAAGACGGGAGCUGCUCCAGACUCGCCAUCCAAACAGCUCCCAGACCAGAUCUCCUUCUUCAGCGGGAACCCCUCAGUGGAGAUCAUCCACGGUAUCAUGCACCUCUACAAAACCAAUAAAAUGACGUCACUGACUGAGGAUGUGCGACGCAGCGCGAUGGUGUGCAUCCUCACCGUGCCAGCGACCAUGACCAGCCAUGACCUCAUGAAGCUUUUGGCGCCCUUUAAUGAUGUCAUGGAGCACAUGAAGAUCAUACGGGACUCCACACCAAACCAGUACAUGGUUCUGAUUAAGUUCUGUAAGCAGGUAGACGCAGACAGUUUCUACACGGCGUGUAAUGGCCGCCAGUUCAACUCUAUAGAGGAAGCGGUGUGUCAACUGGUCUAUGUGGAGCGUGCAGAGGUCAUAAAGUCUGAAGAGGGAGCCAGUCUGCCUGUGAUGGAGCUGACCGAGCUGCCAAAGUGCACCGUGUGCCUGGAGAGGAUGGACGAGUCGGUAAACGGCAUCCUCACCACUCUGUGCAACCACAGCUUCCACAGCCAGUGUCUGCAGCGCUGGGAAGAUGCCUCGUGCCCUGUGUGUCGUUACUGUCAAACACCAGAACCGGUGGAAGAGAACAAGUGCUUUGAGUGCGGAGUCCAGGAGAACCUGUGGAUUUGUUUGAUCUGCGGCCACAUCGGUUGUGGUCGCUACGUCAGUCGGCAUGCCUACAAGCACUUUGAGGAAACGCAGCACACCUACGCCAUGCAGCUCACCAACCACCGUGUGUGGGACUACGCAGGAGAUAACUACGUUCACCGGCUCGUCGCCAGUAAGACCGACGGGAAGAUGGUGCAGUACGAGUGUGAGGGAGACACCUGCCACGCUGAGAAAAUCGAUGCACUUCAGCUGGAGUACUCGUACCUGCUGACGAGUCAGCUGGACUCUCAGAGGAUCUACUGGGAGAAUAAGAUCGUUCACCUGGAGAAGGAGACGGCAGAGGAGAUAAACAACAUGAAGUCUAAGUUUAAGGAGACUUUGGAGCGCUGCGACAACCUGGAGAGACGCUUUGGAGAGAUGGGCAAAGAGAAGCAGGGCUUAGAGAAAAAGUGCACUCAGCUGAGCGGCCGGGUGUUGAAGCUGAGUCAGGAGCUGAAGGAGGAGCAGGAGAUGAACCGCUGUCUGAGAGCCAAUCAGACUCAGCUUCAGUCUCAGCUCGCAGAUGAGGAGCGCAAAGGAAAAGAGAGCGGCGAUCGUAAAGACUCGGCGAUAGCGGAGCUUCAGGAGCAGCUGAGAGACGUCAUGUUUUAUCUGGAAACGCAGCAGCAGAUUGAACAUCUCCCUCCGGAGGCGCGCAAUGAAAUCCAGGAGGGACAGAUCAACAUCGGAGCGAGCCCGGCUGACGGCUCAGCCGGAGCGGGCCCCUCCUCCGUCAGAGGCAGGAGAGGCCGAGGCAGAAAGAGGAAGUAGGCGGUGGUUCAUAAAUACUGGAACAUGCUAGAAGCUUACCGCUGCCUCUCAGUUUGAACGUUUACAGCUGUUAACAUGUGUCUGCAUCCUCCGGAAGCACUCAAGAAGAGAAGUGAAGACCCCGAGAGUAGGCGCUCCUUUAAGAAGAAAGAUCGAUAUUUACCUGCACAGUUUCCCACCUUUCCUUAAUGUAGCUCAGUAAGAGGAGAAGUAGAAAACAUGGGUGCACUUCUCAGCCAAUCUUUUUGUGGUUUCUAAAUAUUUUCAUCUGUAAAUUUUCUGCUAUUUCUUAAUCUUAAAAAAAAAAAAAAAAAAAGCUUAUUUUUUGGUUGUAUGUGUUUUUAUUUGAUCAAAUAAUGUUCACUUCCCCUCUUCAAGUAGUUUGAUCACAUUCUUUAUAUUUCUUCUUUGUCAUGUUAGAGCUGUGCAAAGAGAAGCUUGUACACAAAUGUUUUUAUUUAAAGCAAAAUUAUCAACCAA